Oncorhynchus mykiss (rainbow trout) is the source of this 2395-nucleotide messenger RNA. RefSeq names its product regulator of G protein signaling 9 binding protein (gene rgs9bp). NCBI's taxonomy places the organism in Eukaryota, Metazoa, Chordata, Actinopteri, Salmoniformes, Salmonidae. The record is from RefSeq and is a predicted model, not a curated record.
CAAUAGCAUCAUCAUCGUGCCUUAGAGGGAUGGAUAAUGAGAUUAGUUGCUGGGGCCAAGCCUGCAUCAGUCCAAAGGGGUCAAUCGCUGGAUUAUCACUGCUCUUGCUAAGGACUUAGACACCACUAUCACGUACACAACAUUUUGUAGUACUCGUUGACUUCUUCUGACUUUUCUUUUGGAGGGGGGAUUAUUAGGUGGAAGGUAAGAGUGGAAGACCUCAUGUUUGCCUGUUUUGACGUUGCAAAGUUUUGGAAUAAGAAUUAUGGUGCAUGACUUUGUAGCCUGCAUGGCCAUGGGAUUCUGACUGUCCCAGGUGCAGAGUGUUGAAUGAGGGGUCUGGCUGGGAAGUGAGUGCAGGGGUGACCGGCGGACUGAAGGACGGGUGGGCUUUGUGCUCGCCUGCUGUGACAGGGUCUGCAGCUCUCGACCAGCAGCCCUCAUGCCACUCAUCAACAACAAAGUGGGUGACGAUGGCACUACCAGUUCACCAAAGACUCUGGAAGAGGGGAAGGUUCUUAUCGACUCACUCAUAAAGGUGGUGGCAUGUUACCGCCACCUGGCCUCGUGUGUGGGUGGGUGCACGGACAGCUUGCACCUGCGUGACGAGCUGCGGCUAACGCGGGAGAAGGCCCAGAAGUUAGCGGUGGCCAGCCGUCACCACCUCACGGCACGGCUACGGGAUAAGACACUGCCCCAGGGGGAGAGACAGGAGAUGGAACUGCUCUGGGUGGCCUUCACCUCCAGUCUGGAACUCCUCCACGCAGACAUGUGCAAAGUCUUCAACAUGGGUUCCAACUUCUCCCUGAUCAAUAACAACACCUUAGUGCAGACUGGCAUACAAGGGGAAACCAGUGAGGUGACAGCGCGGGCCCUCAGCUUGGCAGACCUGACCCGUGCCGAGGACCAGGUUCCCGCCAGCCUGGAGGAUCUGGAGCAGAGCCAGCUGGAGGAGGAGAUCGCCCAUGUGGAUGUCAUGCUGGAGGACAUGGAGGAGAAGGUCAACGUCCUGCGCUGGAUGGUGGAGGCCCGCGGGCCCCAGUACGCCGAACCGGCCAGCACGGACAGCGCCUCGUUGGGCCUCUUGUCCACGGACGAGGAGGCAGGUCCCCAAAGCCAGCAGUGCUGCGAGCGCAGCCAGAUUUUCAUGGUGCUGGUGCUGUGCAGCGUGGCAGUGGUGAUGGCCGUGCUGUCCGUCUGCGUGGUCUAUCUCUCAUGAGGAGGCUUGUCACCAGUGGAUUUCACCCAGGUUUUGUUGAGCCGCUAAAAGCAGUAGGACCUUAUGUUGCCAUAAAUUCCAUCCUCAUGUCAAUUGAUAUCCGAAAAUAUGGUUGUUGGAAGAAACUGGUGUUGUUGAAAGGGCGGGGUACUUUACAUAUUUCUUUAUUUGAAUAAAGAGCCCCAUUUAGAAUGAAUACACUCCAGGUUACACAGUUUGACGCUCCCAUUUCUGUUAGAAAGUCAAUAUAAAACACAUUCAAAAAGAGUUAGAUGCCCUGUGCAAUGUAGUUUAGCUAAUGUUAAUGUAUUGUAGUGGAAUGAAAUGGAACCAUUUAUGCUCUUUACUAAUGUAUGCUGACUACUGUAUAUGACAGUAAGGUUCAUGAAUUUUUAUUGAAAUGCAUUGAACAUAAUCUGUUUACACAACUUGACAGUGGUUGACAAAGUACACCCACCACAUUUAGGUCCAUGUUGUCAUUGACACUGAAGGUGUUUGUGCUGCCAGAUUACAAUGAAGAUCUUUGCACAUGAGUGCAAUGUGUGGGAGCAUCUCAGUUUGCUGACCUGUUGUGAACAUUACAUUCUAAUUAAGAAUUUCAUGUGAAUAUUCUCAAUAUUGUGGCUUCCAUGUCACUUCAACCAAUAGGUUAGCUUACUGCAUUACUGAUAUUGUAUCCAGGCUUUCGCAAUACAGUAAUUAUUGCAGGAAUAUGUGUAGUUCUUGUGGAGUAUUCUGUUUAUAUUCUGUCUUCAGAGUCCUCCGUAACCCAAAUACCAUAAACCUGACCCGGGUCUGGAACGGGUUCUACAAUAAAUCAAAUGGAACAUGUGUUGCUGUGUCCCCAGGUUCAGAUUCAGGCUAGCAGUUGUGCCAGCAAUGCAAGCAAACAGGGAGACUUUUCCUCUCAAGGCACAUGAAAAAUACAAACAUUGUAAGAGACAUACAGUAGCUGAGAAUGUGUUUCCUAAACACAGUGGACGGCCUGUGCACAAUUUCGUAUAUUACCAAGGAUACACAGGGCCGGACUACCACAUUUGGGGCACAGAGGCGCUGACCUGAUUUUUUGUGUUGACAUAUUUUUCAGUUUUAUAGCUAAUGCUAUUGUAGAUAUUUUGUCAAGAUAAAAUGUUGUAGUUUUAAAGUUAAUUUCCUGCAAUUCUAUGCUAUUUGCUA